Molecule: messenger RNA, 1011 nt
Organism: Salvia splendens (bonfire salvia)
Lineage: Eukaryota; Viridiplantae; Streptophyta; Magnoliopsida; Lamiales; Lamiaceae
Product: protein RICE SALT SENSITIVE 3
Exons: 7
Coding region: 81-920 (279 amino acids)
Source: RefSeq, a predicted model, not a curated record
UUUACUUGUUUUGCAAAUUGGUUCGACAAACAUAGAGAAUAAAAAAAAAGGUAGUUCUUUCAUCAGAAGAGAGAGAUAGAAUGGAAGAACAACUCAACUCUCUAGCUGUAGCUCAUCUUCUCCAACACACUCUGAGGAGUCUCUGUAUACAGGAGAAUUCCCAAUGGGUUUAUGCUGUUUUUUGGAGGAUUCUUCCUAGAAAUUAUCCACCUCCUAAGUGGGAUGACAGGUCAAGAGGGGUGAGGAAGAACUGGAUAUUGGUUUGGGAAGAUGGUUUUUGCAAUUUUGCAGCUUGUGGUGGUGAGAUGAAGGAAAGUGGGCUGCAGCCUGACAUCUUCUUCAAAAUGUCACAUGAAAUCUACAAUUAUGGUGAAGGUUUGAUUGGGAAAGUAGCGGCUGAUCACAGCCACAAGUGGAUCCAUAAAGAACCAAAUGAUCAAGAAAUCAACUUCCUAUCAGCAUGGCACAACUCAGCUGAUUCUCAUCCUAGGACUUGGGAAGCUCAGUUCCGGUCCGGUAUUAAGACUAUUGCUUUGAUUGCUGUAAGAGAAGGUGUCAUUCAAUUAGGAGCUGUCCACAAGGUUGUUGAGGACUUGAGCUAUGUAGUGCUGCUGAGAAAGAAGCUGAUCCAUAUUGAAAGCAUACCGGGGGUUUUGUUGCCACAUCCAUCGUCUUCAUCAUCUUCGUCACCAUAUGCUACUGUACCUCCAGAAAUGUGGCACUAUCAAAACCAUUUGAUGAAUCAUGCACCAAAUGAAUACUACGAUCCCCGAAUAACCCCAUCGAUGAGCAGCCUUGAAGCCCUCCUCUCGAAGCUGCCAUCCGUGGAGGCCAGGGAGGAGAAUGAGGCCGGAGACGGAGAGAGUAGCCUGCCACCGCCCUAUUACACUAAUAACCAUCAUCAUCAUCACCACAACUAAUAACACUAUUGAUGAUGUUCAAUUAAUUCUGUGUUUGGUUCCUUAAUAUUGUACUACUUGUUGCUAGGCUUCUUUAUAUCAUCUUCUUCAA